Molecule: messenger RNA, 429 nt
Organism: Gongylonema pulchrum
Lineage: Eukaryota; Metazoa; Nematoda; Chromadorea; Rhabditida; Gongylonematidae
Source: the annotation of a GenBank genome assembly
AUGUAUUAUCAUCUGCUUUGCCUGUUGCUGGCUCCGGCACUAGACCUUGCAGCGCUGCUUAAGCUUGGUACCACGCAGAGUGUAGCAGUUAAAGGAAAAUUGUUGUGUAAUGGCAAACCUGCUACGAAAGUUAAAGUCAAACUCUACGAUAUUGAUGUUGCGCUGGAUGAUUUGAUGGCAGCAGGAAGCAGCGACGAAAAUGGUGAUUUUUUGCUGUUUGGAUCAGAAACUGAAAUCACUCGGAUUGAUCCUAAACUCAACAUCUACCACAACUGCAACGACGAACGCAAGGAAUGCCUUCGAAAAGUAUCGAUCAAAAUUCCGAGAAGUUUCGUCAAAGAAGGAGAAGAAGCAGGCGAGCCUUUUGAUGCGGGUAUUCUGAAUUUGUCCAGUAAAUUUCCCGGUGAAACACGUGAUUGCUUCAACUGA